This is a messenger RNA of Aureobasidium musti, 492 nucleotides long. The record is from the annotation of a GenBank genome assembly. NCBI's taxonomy places the organism in Eukaryota, Fungi, Ascomycota, Dothideomycetes, Dothideales, Saccotheciaceae.
AUCUUCAUCAUGCAUCUCUAUCUGGCAAUCACUGUGCUUGCUCUGCUCUGCGCAGGCAUCCGAGCAGAUAGUUAUCUUACCGCUACUGCACUGGUCACCAAUGCAGCCAACGAAUCAGCGCUGGAGUGUUGGCGAUUCGCGACACCCUUGAUCGAUUCGUCACAGCCUGGUAUUGCUGGUAGCUUGACGUUCAACUUCAAUGCUAGCAGUGCUUCGUACACCAUCAUUCCGCCCAGAUUUAAUGGUAGCAGACACAACAGUCCUGCCCCUCAGGAUGAAGAGUGGUUCAUUGGCGGAAACCAGGGUCUGCUUGUCGCCGCUGACACGACAGGAGAUGGUCACAUCACCAACUACCCAUCUGACCAGUACACCUCAGUCUUGACCAUGCCAUUCCCAGAUGGCAUGCUACCUGCUCACGAGAAAGUAUCUUCAGGACCUUGUCAAUUCAGUAGCAUCGGAGCAAGAUCGCUUCGAGACAAGUUGUGGCACUGA